This is a messenger RNA of Haemonchus placei, 516 nucleotides long. NCBI's taxonomy places the organism in Eukaryota, Metazoa, Nematoda, Chromadorea, Rhabditida, Trichostrongylidae. The record is from the annotation of a GenBank genome assembly.
AUGCACAUACUCCUCCCUCAGAGGAUAUUUUCAGCGGAUGCUUGCCUUUCACGUGCUAUUUCUGUUCAGCCCUCAGCUUUGCAAACUGGCAAGCAGCCGGGCAGCCGUUCUUUCCCACCCCUCCCCCUUCCAGGAGGCGUAUCCUCGGCGAUGACGACGAAAGGGAUGGGCGAUCGAUGGUCUACGGCUGACGGCCGCCUUGGUGGUCACGCCCAUUUCUCCCUAGCAUUUCGCACCAUGCGCAGACACGAUCAAGCCGACGUGCCUGUUAUUAUCAUCGGAAAUGGACCAGCUGGUCUUUCGUUGUCGGCGUUCUUAUCGGGUAUUCUUCCCUAUUAUAAUCCUGCGACACCGCAUCCGGAUCCCUUAUUGCACGAGAAACUUCUUGGAAAUCUCGGACAGUCGCUCAUUGACCAGGUUCAUUAUAUAUUCACUUUUCAGUUUCACGUUUCACUUCCACAACUUCAUUUUGAUACUGUAUUCUACAGUACCGAAACAUCCAAGUGUGAGGGCUGA